This is a messenger RNA of Strigops habroptila (Kakapo), 2774 nucleotides long. RefSeq names its product phospholipid phosphatase 7 (inactive) (gene PLPP7). Gene Ontology annotation, cellular component: nuclear envelope. Lineage: Eukaryota; Metazoa; Chordata; Aves; Psittaciformes; Psittacidae. The record is from RefSeq and is a predicted model, not a curated record. Bases 328 to 1143 code for a protein of 271 amino acids. The transcript is spliced from 4 exons. Gene Ontology annotation, molecular function: sphingosine-1-phosphate phosphatase activity.
CUCAGUGCAAUACUCAUCUUCUCCACUUCUCUGCCCACGGGGGAUUUCCAGCCUAUGUGCCUGGGAAUAAUCAUGUUUCUCGAGUGUGUGGGUCGUGUGGAGCCGUGACAGCUCCUUGCCCAGGGAGGGUAACCUGCCUGUCACCCGCUUUCAGCAUGGGAUGUGCGAUGCUGGAUGACACGGCAGAAGCAUGCGGUAUUGAGGCCACGCUCAGCGCUGGGGGCAGGAGGAUGGGAAUUCAUUAUUGGUGCUGUGUCUCUUUUAAUCAGGAGGCAGGUGGUGCUUCUCCUUGGUCCAGGAACGGGGUUGCGUUAAAGAGAGACUGCAAUGCCAGCAUCCCAGCCGCGGUCCAGGGCAAGAGACAGGAACAAUGUCCUCAACAGGGCUGAGUUCCUCUCCCUGAAUCAGCCCUUGAAGGGGAACCAGGAGAACAGGAGCUCCGGCAAGAAGCAGAGCAGCCAGGCCGGAGGAGCUGGUACCCAGAGCAGCAAUCCCAAGGAGCGGAGGCAGUCGCAGCAGCUACCCGAAGAGGACUGCAUGCAGCUCAACCCCUCCUUCAAGGGAAUCGCCUUCAACUCCCUGCUGGCCAUCGAUAUCUGCAUAUCCAAGAGGCUGGGGGUGUGCGCCAACAGAGCCUCCUCCUGGGGUGGUGCUCGCUCCAUGAUCAACCUCCUGGGGAUAACGGGACACGGCAUCCCCUGGAUUGCGGGGACGCUCAUCUGCCUGGUGAAGAGCAGCACGCUGGCAGGCCAAGAGGUCCUCAUGAACCUGCUGCUAGCCCUGCUCCUGGACAUCAUGAUUGUGGCUGGUUUGCAGAAGCUGGCCAAGCGGAAGGGUCCGUACGACAUCACCCCUGGCUUGUUGGACUACCUGACCAUGGACACCUAUGCGUUUCCAGCCGGGCACGCCAGCCGGGUGGCCAUGCUCUCCAAGUUCUUCCUCAACCACCUCGUCUUGGCCAUCCCUCUCCGGAUCCUGCUGGUCCUCUGGGCUUUCUGUGUGGGCUUUUCCCGCGUCAUGAUCGGACGGCACCACAUCACAGAUGUCCUGUCUGGCUUUGUUUUCGGCUACUUACAGUUCAGGCUGGUGGAGUUGAUAUGGAUGUCUUCCAACACGUGUCAGAUGUUGAUAUCCAUCUGGUGAACACGGGGGACUAGAUGCCUUUCCACUGGAAACUAGUAGAUACUUGAAGAGUCUCCCUCCCAGUGUUUUCUACGUGUUGUUUGUUGGAAGCAGUUGUAGCUUCCAUGAGUAGUGGCGUUUUUUAAUGUUGCUUCCCCACUUGACAAAAAAAUAAUGUUUCUUGCAAUGGAUUGGGUUUUAGCAAUCAAGGGCCAUACCUGUGUUUUGGCCAUAUUCUCAAGCUGUGUUUGGACAGCAACCUAAUUUAGCUUUAUGGGUGAGAGAAACGAGCUACAUGGCUGCAUAUGGGUGGUUGACAUCAGCACCUUGAUGUGUCCUCAGGAGAGGCAGCGCCUGAGAGCUUCCUGAGAACACGUUCAUUAACUUUUUUGAUGCUAAACAAUUUUGGCCACAGUGCUUUUUCCUUUUGUAAGCCCAGGAGUGUGUCUUGUACAGAGUCAGGACACUGCCAGCACUUCACAGAUAAUAAAUAAUCAGAAAAAUCCUGCCCUGUUUGGUUCUUAUCACGAGGGAAGGGACAAAAGCCAGUUCAGUGUAGCUUUGAGAUAUGCAUUCAACUCGGAGCAGGUCCUGACCGAAGGGAUGCAAAUGAUCACUUAAAUGGUUUGCUUUGCAUGGGAUGGACCUAGAUGGGUGCUCAGAAUGACGAAGGUGGCAUGUUGAAACCAGCCUUUCAUCUACUGUUCAAAAAUCUGCUCUGUGAGGGUUGUGAGGAGGAGUUGGUCUGGUAAAGGACAAAUGCAAGUUGUCCAUUUCUGUCCUAGUAGGGAGUAAUUGAAUAGGCAUUGUGCUGAGUCGUGGUGAUUUUGCAAAGCAGGUCUAGGUACACAGCAAAGAGUCUUUGUGGCCAUGAUUUUAUAAUGAUGCAAAAUGAUGGUGUAGAUGGGAAUUUCCGAGAACCCUCCAGUUCUCUGUGGUUUCUGUCUUAAGAAGAGUUUGAUGUUUGGCAGGUGAUGGACACUAGACUCAGCACGUGGAUGCAUCCUGCAGAAUGAAGGGAUCCCAUCAUCCAUGUUCUCCUGUCUAUCCCAAGUGAGCAAAAUGCACCCAGCAAGGCCAAGGAGCAACCAGCUGCGUCUUGUACACAUCUAUCUGUGUGUCUUGGGGAGCCUCUUCCUACAGGGGCUGCUGGUGAGAAGGAGACAUUCAGAUAAUGACUGUUGCAAGCUGCUAACAUUCGUUGCACUUUGAUAAUUAACACGAAAAGAAGCUAAACAGAAAAUCUAUCCCUGGCAUGUGUCUCCAGCUGGGAUGUGAGCACAGAGCCCUGGGAGCUCCUGCGCUGCCAGCUCCAAGGCUGGAGCAGAAGCUUGAUGAGGAGAACCACUGCGUCCUUCAGAGAUGAGCCUCCCAUGGAGCUCCCUGGGGUGGGCUGUGUGAAGGUCCCAUGGGAAGGGCUGUCACUGAGUGUGCUCAGGGAAAGGGAGAGCUCUGGGGCUUGCUGGUUAUCCCUGAAGGCUGUGGGUUGGUGCUGCAGCAGGCGGAGCAGUGGGGGGGUGGUCGGUGCUGCCACAUUCUCCUGUUGCUUCUUGUUUAAACGGGGCGGGAGCAGAGACAUGGUGCUGCGCCUGUCCUCCAUCAGGGGUUUUCUUUGCCAGCCUCCUUCUCCUGCAAAAAUGUAUGUGAAGAAG